This is a messenger RNA of Mugil cephalus (flathead mullet), 1794 nucleotides long. It is a transcript of the gene tspan12, whose product is annotated as tetraspanin 12. The record is from RefSeq and is a predicted model, not a curated record. Gene Ontology annotation, cellular component: membrane. The transcript has 8 exons. Lineage: Eukaryota; Metazoa; Chordata; Actinopteri; Mugiliformes; Mugilidae. Bases 434 to 1315 code for a protein of 293 amino acids.
CGCAUUUAAUUACUGGAAAAAGAAGAAGCAGCAGCGGGUCGGGACAGCACCGCCCCUACACCUCCACCCUCCACCCUCCACUCCGUCCCGGCUCCUCGACCUCUCCGGUUCGGAGCUUUUACGCAGCGGAGCAGGAAACGUUGACGCGUUUCCAGCGGAGCUCAGGGUUGAGGGUUAGAUUCCCACCGGACUAGAGGACUAGAGGACUAGAGGACUAGAGGAGUGUCCUGUCCCCUCGGAGGAGCUUGGUGCUGUUGGGUCCGGGGUUCUGGAGCUUCGGUCCGGGACCUGGUCUCCGGUCACUCCGCAGCUCCGAGGAAGGAAAGCGAGAAACCACCUGUUGUGGAAGUUUCCUGGAGCUUUUCCCGGAUUAACCCGGACCGAGCCGAGCCGAGCCGAGCCGUGUUGCCAUGGUGACCGGGAGGAAUGAGGGAUGGCUCGGGAGGACGCGCUGAGGUGUUUGAGGUGUUUGUUAUACGCGCUGAACCUGUUACUCUGGCUGAUGUCAGCGUUGAUCCUGGGGGGGGCAGCAUGGAUCAGAGACACUCUGAACACCGUCCUCACCCUGACAGCUCACACCAGGCUGGAGGAGGCCGCCGUCCUCUCCUACUCUUCAGCCGUUCAUCCCGUCCUCAUCACCGUCUGCUGCUUCCUCAUCAUCGUGGCCACGGUCGGAUUCUGUGGAACGUUGAGACGUGACCUGCUGCUGCUCUCCUGGUACUUCUGCAGUCUGCUGGUGAUCUUCUGUGUGGAGUUGGCCAGCGCCGUGUGGACGUACGAUGAGUGUGUAUGUGUGUGUGUGUCCUUCCUUUAUCUCUGCAGCUGUGUGUGUUCAGUCUCACCUGACUGCAGGGGCUUCUGGUCGUCCCUGCAGCGCUCUGAUAUGAUCAGCCUGAAGACUCGCAUGCCCAACUAUGGCCUGCAGCGCUACCAGUGGCUAACACACACCUGGAACAGCUUCCAGACCCAGUUUAAAUGCUGUGGGGUGAUCUACUUCACUGAUUGGCUGGAGAUGACGGAGCUCGAGUGGCCACCUGACUCCUGCUGCUCCAAUCAGUAUCCAGGCUGCGCUCGCCACGCCCACCUCCACGACCUCAGCGAGCUCCACCAACAGGGCUGUGGUCCAAAGAUCUACAGCUUCAUCCGGGGGACGAAGCAGCUGCAGGCGUUGCGUUUCCUGGGCGUGUCCAUCGGCGUGGCCCAGAUCCUCGCCAUGGCGCUCACCCUCAUGCUGCUCUGGGUGCUUCACUAUGGACGCAAGUCUCCAGAGAUGGACUCAGCGUCUCCGGCCGAGUCCGCGCCAGCCAACGAGUAAAGACUGAAGGAUUCGUUACUGGUUCAACCUUCACCAGGAUCUAAAACCUUCAUGACGGAGAAGCAGAGAGUCAGGGAGGACCGAGGACGGAGCCCUGAGGAACUCCUCAGAUUCCUGUUUCCUCCGUAUUUAAACCAGUCAGUGUUUCAGACUCUGGUUUGUUUGAGGCAGUUUUGUAGGAAACGGUACGAAGAGAAGCAGAAUCAUAAGACUGAACUGAACCACGUUCUCCUCCAAUGAAUCAGACUCACUCGCUCUGAGUUUCGGAGGCGAAUCAGGAGGAAGUUAUUUAUGAAGCUCAACAAAUGACCAAAGUUCUUCACAGAGAGAUUCACUGAGCGACGAUUAGAAUAAAACCACAGGAAGUGUUGAAGCUUCAUGUUGUAUAUGAGGAGCUGCAUGGGGUUGAGUAUUUAAUAUUUGUCUUAGCAAAGCGUUUGAUUCAUUUGUCACUGGAAUAAAAACUACACUGAGUUAGA